Messenger RNA from Metarhizium acridum CQMa 102, 1191 nucleotides. RefSeq lists its product as uncharacterized. The record is from RefSeq and is a predicted model, not a curated record. NCBI's taxonomy places the organism in Eukaryota, Fungi, Ascomycota, Sordariomycetes, Hypocreales, Clavicipitaceae.
AUGUCGAACACAGUACGUAUGAGAAGAGAGUGGCACGGUUCAGCCCUGCCCUCGCAUGUCACAAUCCCGCUGCCGUCACCAGCGGAACUGGUGCGGCUCUGCACGAAAUCUCACCCCCUUGGUUAUACCAUCGGCAUGCCCUAUCCAGAUGCGGAUUCUCCUGUAUUUUGGAUCAAGUAUCGUUCGAAGCUUGUAUGGAACGAGCUGGCCGCACAGAAAAUGGCUCACGAUGGACUUCGCGAGCUCAACUCCCCAGUCAAGGCACCAGCGGUAUAUUAUGGCUGCCAGGUGACCGUCCAUAAAGAUGACGCCCAUGCAUGGCAAAGUCGAACAUAUUUUGUGAUGGAGUAUAUCUCAGGCAAGACAGCAGCUCAACGCUUGGAAGAGGCAACUGAUGAUGCGACCAAGGAUGACAUAUACAAACAAAUAGCAUUGGCUUUGUCAGAGUUGCAUCGCAUCCCAGUGCCCCAGGACUCGCGUCCCGCGGCGGUUAACGGAGAGACCAUACGCCACGUGCUCUUUUACGACAACGAGGCUUCAAUACAUUACAGAAAUGUAACUGAAUUGGAAGAACACUUUAAUGCGUUUCUCACUCUGACAAAAAGAAAACAUCGUGUCAAGAAUCUUGCGCAAGAACCCAUGGUAUUUUGUUACUCCGACAUUUGGCUAGGCAACUUCAUACUCGAUGAUCAGGGUCGCAUUACGGUGGUGGACUUUGAGGACGCGAGUAUUCUGCCGUCUAGCUUCUCCAAGCUUGUACUGGCCGGUACAUGGGAGAAAAUCGACAGAGACAUUCGACACAUGGUGGUAGUUCCACAAGCCAAAGACAUUGACAACACACGCGCACUUGUUGCCAUUUCUUACCCAAUACAGGUGUGCGGAGGGUUUGCAAAUGCCGGUCGCAAAAUACUCGGAUAUUAUGAGAUAGAAGAAGCUGACAAGGUGGAUAAGGUGGUGACAGACGAGCAAGGACAGCCUUUGUCUGCGCCAGCCAUGACGAAGUUGACCCUGGAGCUGAGACGGCCCAUAGCUGUGGAGGGUCUACCGCCGCCGCCGCCGGAGCCGCGGCAUCGCCCGUAUACUCCGCCCCCCAUUGACCCAGCUUGGGAGCAGAAGUGGCUACAAUAUUUCGGGGGGGGACAUGUCGCACAAGCAAGUUCAGAAUCUCAGCCGUGUCCUAAACGCGCUUAA